UUGUAGCCUAAUCAAUAAAAUUUAAAUCUAACUGAACCGAGCUUUUGCUGCAGCGUCAGGCUUGCUUGAGACGGAAUUGAUCCUUGCUCGAAAACGGCCGUGGAAGCAGAGCUUACGGCGAAAGGUGAUAUCGGUGCAGUGGUUUCUGCUGACGAACCGACAUGCGUAGUCUUCACGUGUUCCUUGCUACAUCUGCCGUGAUGGUGUCAAUUAAUGGAAGUGCAUGUGAGAAUACAAGAGACUUCGACAGUGCAAGUCCAAACCUGAACAGUGCCUGCAAGACACCAAAUUUCAACAAUCGACCAGAUUGCGGCGGCACUGAAGUUGGAUACGUGUACAACAGGAACGCAAGUCUGUGCCAGCAAAUUACAAUAUUUUGUCCAGAUAGAGGAGGCUACUUUCCAAUGCUUUACCAAUGCGUCGCCACCUGCAAUCGAGCUCAAGGAGCGCCUUUGUGUGGGAAAGAUCCAGAAGACACUUGUUUGGGAUCACGUGCUAGUCUGCGGAGGAGAAAAGUAUAUUUCUAUAACAUUACGGUAGGCGAGUGCCAAAUGCGUGAAGGGUGUGGCCUCAUUGACGACACUAAUGAGAAAAAUUAUUUUCUAAGGAGGCGCACGUGCACAAGCUACUGUUGGGGGUUUACUCGGUAUAACUUUCAAGGGUUCAAGUCAUAGGCAAUGGCAACAUUAUACCUUCCGUUCGAAACAAAGAAUUGAAGAACCGCGACACAGGUCCGUACAUCACACAGACAAACAAAGCAUUACAUUAUUGGAUGUAGCAAAAUUGGUCCAUCAACAAAGAAGUAGUUUAUAGGCUGAUGAAAAUAAAGUUGUGCUACACCCAAAUG
This is a messenger RNA of Dermacentor andersoni, 847 nucleotides long. NCBI's taxonomy places the organism in Eukaryota, Metazoa, Arthropoda, Arachnida, Ixodida, Ixodidae. The record is from RefSeq and is a predicted model, not a curated record.